AUGGUCAAGGUAGCCGCCGACCUUCCACCGGAAAUAAUCUUCCAAAUCCUCGACCUCUUCAACGCGCCGGACGAACUAGAUAUUGACCUCACAUUCUUCGAAGCAGGAAAUGUCAGUCCGUUGUGGCAAGCAGCAGUGUGUUAUCUUCUCUUCGAGAUCGAUGUUGGCGCCCUCGCCAUGUCACCUGGUUUCUGGUGCUUUCUGGAAGACCGAGUCACUGCAAUGAAGGAACAAGUACAAGAAUAUCAGCAGAAUAUUCAAGACGCUCGUCAGAUGACUAAAAAGGCGCGCAAAAAGGCAUCAGAUCUGGGCAUUCAUGUAGCUCCCUAUGAUGGAAAAUUUCCAGACGAGUUCUUUGAAGAGGAAGCCAAGAAGCGAACUGAGUCUAGAAACGACUUCAUCCAAGAAACUCAACAAAUCAUGAAAUUCUGUGGGAGCUGGAACGAAGAACCGGUUACACUGGAUGGUGACAGAAGGGAAAUCCUGUGGACAACGCUAGUCCAGGACAGAAUCAACUCCUCCAGCGGAUGGCCAGGUACUAUCAGUGGACGGCCACUUCUUACUACAAAAAUCCGUCCGAUUGGACUCACGAUUGGUGAACUGAAAAUCGACGAUGAGGGAAUGUACAGAGAACUUGAGGUCAGAGAACAAAAGACGAUCGAGGAAGUCGAUCCGAAGCCGACCAGACGACUGACGUAUGCUGAAACCGUCUCGCGGUCGUUCUACGCAAAGUACUCGAGUUUCGGUCAGGCAGGUCGAUUCCGUUGA
This is a messenger RNA of Lithohypha guttulata, 768 nucleotides long. RefSeq lists its product as uncharacterized. Lineage: Eukaryota; Fungi; Ascomycota; Eurotiomycetes; Chaetothyriales; Trichomeriaceae. Bases 1 to 768 code for a protein of 255 amino acids. The record is from RefSeq and is a predicted model, not a curated record. The transcript has a single exon.